CUCCCUGCGUCCCGCUAGGAGGGGAGAGCCGCGCCGGGAUGUGCGGGCGCACGUCCUGCCACCUGCCCCGGGACGCGCUCACCAGGGCCUGCGCCUACCGCGACCGGCAGGGCCGCCGGCGCCUCCCGGAGUGGAGGGACGCGGAGAAGUACCGGCCCUCGUACAACCAGAGCCCGCAGGCCACCAGCCCCGUGCUCCUGUCCCGCCUGCACUUCGAGAAGGGCGCAGACUCAUCUGAGCGUAUCAUUGCUCCCAUGCGAUGGGGCUUAAUUCCAUUUUGGUUCAAAGAAUGUGAUCCUUCCAAACUGAAGUUCAACAUGUCCAACUGUCGUAGUGAUACCAUAAUGGAGAAACGGUCAUUCAAGGUGCCUCUGGGAAAGGGAAGACGCUGCGUGGUUUUAGCAGAUGGAUUCUAUGAGUGGCAGCGAAUUCAACUAUCAAGCCAGAGGCAGCCGUACUUUAUCUACUUCCCCCAAACCAAUACAAAAAAGUCAGGCAACACUGAGACUGCAGACAGUCCUGAAGAUUGGGAGAAAGUCUGGGACAACUGGAGGCUGCUGACAAUGGCUGGGAUCUUUGACUGCUGGGAGCCCCCAGAGGGAGGAGACUGCCUGUAUUCCUACACCAUCAUCACGGUGGAUUCUUGCAAAGGCUUGAAUGACAUCCACCCCAGGAUGCCUGCCAUAUUAGACGGCGAGGAGGCAGUCUCUAAAUGGCUUGACUUCGGUGAGGUCUCAACCCAGGAAGCGCUGAAGUUAAUCCACCCCACAGAGAACAUCACCUUCCACCCAGUCUCUCUCGUAGUGAACAACUCUCGAAACAACACACCAGAGUGCGUGACUCCUGUUGACUUACUGGACAAAAAGGAAGUCAAAGCAAGUGGGAGCAGCCAGAAAAUGUUGCAAUGGCUGGCCACCAAGUCACCCAAAAAGGAGGAACCAAAGACACCUGAAAAGGCAGAGUCAGAUGUGCCCCAGUGGUCCAGUCAGUUCCUGCAGAAGAGCCCCCUUGCCAGCAAGAGGAGCAGUGCAGGACUCCUGGAGCGAUGGUUGAAGCAGGAGAAGGAGGAGGAGCCCGUGGCCAAGCGGCCUCACUGCCAGUAAAGCAGGACUUUUCCAGAUCAAGCCGUGAUUUACUGCGUAAAUACGAUCGUCGAGAAAGGUUCUUGCUCUGUAUGUGUGUGGGUUUGCUUUGGGAGGAAAUGGGACAGUGUUAGUUGGCAGCUGUGGGUUCACGGAGGGAGCGGCUGUGCUGGGGCCAGUGGCAUCCCUGCAUCCUGGCCAUGCUGGCGGAGCCUUCCCUCAAAGCCUGAGCCGGUGCUGCUAGUACAGGGCUGUUUUCUGCUCAGCCUUUGGGCUUUUUCAGUCUUUUAAAAUUAAGUUCUAAAAAACAUUGUAUUUUCUCUGGAUAUAGUUAAUAAACUGUCUACCUUUCAGAAAAAGCUGCUGGUGGGCGGAGUUC
Molecule: messenger RNA, 1461 nt
Organism: Talpa occidentalis (Iberian mole)
Lineage: Eukaryota; Metazoa; Chordata; Mammalia; Eulipotyphla; Talpidae
Gene: HMCES
Product: 5-hydroxymethylcytosine binding, ES cell specific
Exons: 6
Coding region: 39-1103 (354 amino acids)
Biological process (GO): DNA damage response
Molecular function (GO): single-stranded DNA binding
Source: RefSeq, a predicted model, not a curated record